Molecule: messenger RNA, 2076 nt
Organism: Wyeomyia smithii (pitcher-plant mosquito)
Lineage: Eukaryota; Metazoa; Arthropoda; Insecta; Diptera; Culicidae
Exons: 1
Coding region: 1-2076 (691 amino acids)
Molecular function (GO): catalytic activity
Source: RefSeq, a predicted model, not a curated record
AUGGGAACCCCUGAGCUUUCAGGCACAGUCGAGUAUCAACGUACCGUCAGACACUACCACUGCGCUUCAGCUUCUGUUCGUUCCGGUUCCGGCCAUCCAAGUCGUUUCGUUCCUGUGUCUAGUCUAAGCGAGGGGGUUUCCCAACUUGCUCUCUCAGGCAAGUACAAACAUAUUAGAGUAUCUUCGCAUCCUGAAUCUGAUUUCGUUCCCAGCACACAAUCGCUUUACAGUUCACCCACUGAAGUACACCCAGUUUCCACUACCGCACCACUUACUCCUACGCCGUCAACGGAACGCAUGUUACAAAGCAAUAUGGGAACCCCUGAGCAACCCAAUGCAGCCGUGUAUCACCAUUCAUGUGCUGCUGCUGUGUGUUCCUGCCUUCCAAGUCGUUCCGUCCCUGCGUUGGGUUCCUGCGAAGGGGUCUACCAACCUGCUUAUGCGGGCAAGUACAUGACAAGUAGAGCUUUUACAAAUCCUGAGCCUAGUCUCGUUCACAGCGCAAUUUCUUCGCAUAGUUCAUCAUUCAAUGCUUUGUCUACUGAUGGUAACCGUCCCAGUGUGCAUCAAAAUCAACAGUUGGCUAAUGACGUCAUUAAUUCAUUGAAAUUCUACUUCCAAAACGUAAGAGGGUUGAAGACUAAAAUAGCUGACUUCUACCUUUCAUGCAUCGAUCAAGACUAUGAUGUAAUCAUGCUAGUUGAGACUUGGCUCGACAGCAGAAUUAACUCUGUUCAACUGUUCGGUAACCAGUACGAAGUGUACAGAAUCGAUAGGAACCGUUUGAAUAGUCUUCGCGGUGUAGGCGGUGGUGUCAUUAUUGCCGUUAAAAAAGCUCUCGAUUCCUGUUCCUGCGAUAUUGGAUUUUGUGCUGCUCUCGAACAACUAUUCAUUACAAUUCAAUUGAAUGGUUUGAAACUCUUUGUUGGAUGUUUUUACUUACCACCCGAGAAAAAUAAAGAUCCUGAGCUUAUGAAACUCCAUAUCGGCUGCAUUGAGAAGAUCUGCGAUGCUGCAAGUUUGAACGACAUCAUUAUCAUAGCUGGUGACUACAAUCAACCCAAAAUCGCAUGGAAGCGUUCACGCCACGGUUACAUGUUUGUUGAUGUUUCGAACACUACCUCCAGACGUCGUGGUCGGAACGAAGCAUCGGUUCAAGAAAUACUUCUUGACGGUACCGCUAGGUGCAAUUUACUGCAAGUGAAUCCAGUCAGUAAUUUUAACGGACGACACUUGGACCUGCUGUUUCUUAAUGACGGAGCGAACUACACAAUUCCGGUUAGCGCUGACGAUCCUUUAGCACGUUUGGACUCAUAUCAUCCUGCUCUGAUGUUUGAUGUCAUAGUACACUCUCACCUACCGCUAGUUGAAGAUAUAGACACGACGGCAUUGAACUUCAAGAGAACUGAUUACUCAGCACUUAGUGAUUACCUUCAAACUGUCGGCUGGGAGCCAGUCACUAGUUGUAACGAUGUAGAUGAAGCUUUACUCCGAUUCAACUUGAUUGUUCAAGCCGCUUUAGUGAGAUUCACUCCACUUUUCACACCUCCACGCAAACCUAUUUGGUCUAAUGCUCAACUUCGUUCCUUGAAAAGAAUUCGUGCAGCAGCUCUUAGAAAGUUUACCCGAAAUCGAAAUCCUACUACGAAAGCUAUGUUCAACAGAGCUAGUGGCAACUACAGACGAUAUAAUCGCCUACGAUAUGCUGAAUAUGUGCGAGGGCUUCAAGAGCGGCUACGUCAGUACCCAGCCAAGUUCUGGUCGUUUGUGCGAACAAAGCACAAAGAGAAUGGGUUACCUGCGACAAUAAAUAAGGGAAAUGUGGUGGCUUCUACCAACGCCGAAAAAUGUGAACUUUUCGCCGAGCAUUUUGCUACCGUAUUUAGUCCUCGUAACCAUGCAGAGAUUGAUCCUCAAUGCCUCGAAAACGUGCCUUUAGAUGUAGUCGAUUUGGAUACUUUCCAUAUUUCCGAAGACAUGCUGUUAAAAGCCUUACGCAAACUGAAAUCUUCAUUCACGCCUGGGCCGGAUGGUGUUCCAACUGUUUUCAUGAAGAAGUGCUCGCAGGAUAUUUAA